UAUUUUCUCCUGCAAAAGCAAAACUAUGAAUUACACCAUCACACUUCGUCAGCCUCACUGCACUCUCCCAAAUCAGCCACCGCCACAAUGCUUGAUCGCUCCGUCUCCUCACGCCGACCCUCCCCCUCCACCGCUGAAACCGAGCCCCUAACCUCUCCACCCUCUGACGCCGCAUCCGACGCCGUAGACGACUCCAAGGCCAAGCGCCAACACAUUUCCUUAUUAGCUUCCAAGUACCUCUCACGCGUUGGCCAAUUGUCGCCCUCUGUCAUUAUUUCUCUCUUUGUCUUCCUCUUCGUUGCCUCCUUGAUCUUUCACUACUCUCGUCGCCUCCUCGUCUGUGUUUCACCAUAUGAUCCGCGUUCUCUGGGCGGGCCCGGACUGUUUCGACCCGAUGCAUUGGAAUCUGAUUUCGGAUAUCUUGGUGUUCCCUGGUGCAGAUCGAAACAUGGAAGAACGGUUGAAUGGACGUCCAAGGAUUUACUCAAGGGGUUGGAAGAGUUUGUACCAAUAUAUGAAACUCGUCCGAUUAAGAACAAUAUGUAUGGGAUGGGUUUUGACCACAGCUUUGGGCUUUGGUUCAUUGCACGGUGGCUGAAACCAGAUCUAAUGAUUGAGAGUGGUGCUUUCAAAGGGCAUUCAACUUGGGUUUUGCGGCAAGCAAUGCCAGAGACUAAAAUCGUUACACUUUCACCCCGGCAUCCAGCUAAGUACCUACAGAAGGGACUUGCCUAUGUUGAUGGAAACUGCACAUAUUUUGCUGGAAAAGAUUUUGUGGAUUUUGGUAAUGUCAAUUGGGGGAAUGUGAUGAGGCAACAUGGGAUUACGAAUCUCAGCCGAGUCCUAAUCUUUUUCGAUGACCAUCAAAAUGAAUUGAAAAGAGUUAAGCAGGCACUGAAGGCUGGCUUUAGGCAUCUUGUUUUUGAGGAUAAUUAUGAUACUGGAACUGGAGACCAUUAUUCUUUGAGGCAGAUAUGUGAUCAGUCUUAUAUAAAAGGAGGUGGCCAUAGCUGCUUUAGAGAUAGUGAUGAAGCCAGGGUUAGAUCAAGAAGGAAGGACUUCUGGGAGAAGGCAGUGGACAUAGAGGAAUUAUGUGGACCAGGUGAAACCUGGUGGGGUGUCAGAGGGGAGAUGCGAGAUAACUUCAACCACACUAACAAGCUAAUCUCCUAUAUGGAACAUUUUCGGAACAGUCAUUUUAUCGAAUCAAUUCUAGAUGUUUAUUGGGAGCUCCCUCCAGUGGCUGGCCCUUCCCUGACUCAUCAAACGCGAUAUGAUCCUGCUCGUGCAUCCAGUCCAAUUGUUGAAGAUGGCCGCUUUGGCUUGUUUCAACAAGUUGGUUUAGGUAGACUUGAGAAAUCUGUAUUUAAUGGAUAUACCCAGAUGGUGUAUCUGCAAAUUUCUGAACAAGAAUCAUAGAAGAACCUUGAGCAAUAGAUGGAGAUGUGUUUUUAGCUUUCCACCUCAUUGAAAAUUCAGGUGUGUUAAUAUUGGUGUAUUUUGCUCAGUUAUAGCUAGCUGCUCAGAAUUAUUGCUA
Messenger RNA from Mangifera indica (mango), 1537 nucleotides. RefSeq lists its product as uncharacterized. NCBI's taxonomy places the organism in Eukaryota, Viridiplantae, Streptophyta, Magnoliopsida, Sapindales, Anacardiaceae. The transcript is spliced from 4 exons. Bases 88 to 1419 code for a protein of 443 amino acids. The record is from RefSeq and is a predicted model, not a curated record.